AUGGGACUUACCCCAAUUGUAUGCAUUGCUCAAGAUUAUAUUCAAGGAAAACCAGUGGAUGAUCUACGAUUACGUAAAGCAAUACUUGAACUACCUGAUAAUAAAACAGAACAUCUUCCAGGCUAUUUACCUCUCGUACCAGGAAUGCCAGUUUUACUCACAGAAAACGUCGCUACUGAACUUGGACUCUCCAAUGGUACACGUGGAAUCUUUCGUCAACUUGUAUACGAUGAAUCAUCAGAAGAUGUUCGAUACCAGGAUAAGAAUUUUCCACCAAAUACCAAGUUUAUAACGCAACCAAAGUACGCUUUAGUAGAAUUUCCUGGCUGCAAACUUGAUGACAAACUUGCUGAAUUGCAGUCCAAAAUAGUUCCUAUAGCUAUUAGUGAACAAACAUUCUUGUUUGACGCCAAGGAACUUCUUCCAGAAAAUAUAGCAAAAGCGGCCAAAAUAAACAAGAAAACAACAAAACUCUCGGUCAAACGUAAAGCACUUCCGCUUAUACCCGCAUAUAGCAUGACAACAUAUAAAAGCCAAGGCCAAACACUCGGUAAAAUUAUCGUCGAUCUGGUCAUGCCUCCUGGACCACUCGAAGUUGCAUCGGUUUAUGUUCCAUUAUCUCGUGUAAAGAGACUUGACGAUAUACUUAUUAUACGUCCAUUUGAAUUUGCAACACUCCAAGUUAAACCAUCAACGGCCCAAAUAGAAGAACUUAAACGAUUAGAUAAAAUAGCACAAAGUACUCGGAAACGUUUUCAAUUCAUUGUUUAA
Molecule: messenger RNA, 771 nt
Organism: Rotaria sordida
Lineage: Eukaryota; Metazoa; Rotifera; Eurotatoria; Philodinida; Philodinidae
Source: the annotation of a GenBank genome assembly